AUUGAGAAUUUUGUGUUUAUGAAUUUAUCAUACUGCUCUAAAUACAUUAUUUUAUUGUAAUUUAUGUUAUUGAACGUUGAAUCACCGUUUUUUUCAAAUUUGCUACAUUUACGGACUUACGGUAUUAGUGGUAGGUCGUAAGUAAUUUUAUACUACUACUAAAAUGAAUAGUGAAUAUUAAUGAACGACGUUUGAAAAAAGCGAUCAUCCGACGGAGGCUGCUGCAGAGACGAAGCGAAAAUGAUCCGGUGUACGAUGAAAACCCUGGAAAAGAUGAGGGAUAUGUUUCAAACGACACUGGGCCCGGUUUCGGGAAUAAAUCCACCCGAAACACGUGAUGUCGGUCACGUAAACAACAGUUGCGCCAAAAACGAGCGAAAUCAGAUUCCAGACAAGCAAUUCGCACCGGACGUGAGUAAAAUAUAAAUCGUUAUUAAUUUGAAAACGAUUGGGAAUCACGCGUUGUAAUAGUUGGCCUGUUGUACAUUAUACUUAAUCCUCGUAUUCUCGCAGACGUUGUGGAAGCUGUGCACCAAGGAUAAGAAGCCGGAAGCGAACUACCCUAGGAAGGAUAAUAACACCAUGCGACUGAAGCCCGGUGAAGUGGGUCUACGGGGUGAUCGUGCUACGGUUCACUUGGGCGUGAACGAGGCGGUGGCCAAAGGCGUGAAGCCGAAAACGGACCGACACGGGCGGCCAAUUGGCGCGGUCUACUAUCAGAUGCGGCCAGGGAUGGUGGACGGUACGGCUGGAAAGGACAGUUAUCAGCAGCGGAAGGACAUGAUGCAAGUGCUGCCUACGAUGCCGGUGACCUCCGACCGGGUCGUGGGACCGGUCACCGGGUUACCAAUCGACGGGGACGAGGACGUGUUCGUGCUGCGGCUGAGCAAGCGGUACAACGAUCCCAACGACAUGUCCUGUUUGCAGAUUGAGGUGCGCCUACCAAAGGAGGUCGAGAAGCCGAUGGACGUGUACACACAGUUCCAGGAGGAAGACUACCAGCCUCCCGCGCCCGCUCCAGAAACUAAAGUUAAGGCACCCAAGAAAAAUAAAGGGAAAAAAGGCGGUGGCAAAAAGGGAAAAAAGUGAACGACGGUAGUGUGAAAAAUGGGAUACGAUAAGCUGCGAAAAAAUUAUACAAUCUAAGACAAAUUGGAUAAGAUACAUUAUACAAGUGGCGGCAAUUCAUUUCAUAUAUCUACUAUAUUAUAUACUGUGUAAUAUGUACCUAUGUAACGUAUAUCGCUCAAUUAUGUUUAGUUGCGUUUUGCGUAUAAAACGGUAAGAUAAAUCCAAAUGUACGCAACGUAACUUA
Messenger RNA from Sipha flava (yellow sugarcane aphid), 1315 nucleotides. RefSeq lists its product as uncharacterized. The transcript is spliced from 2 exons. The record is from RefSeq and is a predicted model, not a curated record. The coding region runs from base 583 to 1089 and encodes 168 amino acids. Lineage: Eukaryota; Metazoa; Arthropoda; Insecta; Hemiptera; Aphididae.